Messenger RNA from Diospyros lotus (date-plum), 955 nucleotides. Its product is annotated as Golgi apparatus membrane protein-like protein ECHIDNA. Gene Ontology annotation, cellular component: Golgi membrane. NCBI's taxonomy places the organism in Eukaryota, Viridiplantae, Streptophyta, Magnoliopsida, Ericales, Ebenaceae. The transcript is spliced from 6 exons. Gene Ontology annotation, biological process: vesicle-mediated transport; protein secretion. The record is from RefSeq and is a predicted model, not a curated record. Bases 152 to 703 code for a protein of 183 amino acids.
AAAAAUCACAAUAUGACGCUGACGCACCCGCACCCAAUCGUAUGUUUUGUUUUGAUAACCAGUUCGUUCGGGCUUGGGACGCACGGGCACAGCUGAGGGCGCAAGGCGAUCAUCCUGAUUGAUUGUUUCUGCAAAGCCCUCUUCUCCUCCUAUGGAUCUCAACCCGUCCGCAGGGGAAAACUAUGCAAACCCGAAGAUAUGUUUCUUUCAUGUGCUUUUCAAGGCAGCAGCUUUGGCAUUCUACAUACUUUCAGCUCUCUUCAUUGAUAACUUUGUCAUCAUCUUCGUGGUCACUGUUCUUCUUGCUGCUCUUGAUUUUUGGGUAGUCAAGAAUGUCAGUGGUCGUAUCUUGGUUGGUCUGAGGUGGUGGAAUGAGAUAAAUGAGCAGGGUGAAAGUGUGUGGAAAUUUGAAUGUCUUGACCAGGAGGCAUUGGCUCGGAUGAACAAGAAGGAUUCAUGGUUAUUUUGGUGGACCCUUUACCUUGCAGCAGUUGUCUGGAUCGUGCUUGGAAUAUUCUCUCUCAUAAGAUUUCAGGCUGAUUACCUUCUGGUUGUAGGAGUUUGCUUGACCCUUAGCAUUGCAAAUAUCAUUGGCUUUACUAAAUGUCGCAAAGAUGCUAAGAAGCAGAUUCAAGCAUUUGCCUCUCAGACAAUUGCAACUCGCGUCUCAUCCACAAUACAGACUGCGUUUAGCGUAGUUUGAACUGUUCCUGCAACCUGAACCUGCAAAGAGCCGAAGAAAUGCUGCGCACGGGAAACCUUUGCUGAUCCGAUUGAUAACAUGUAUUGGACCACAGUUCAAAAAAUAUCAAACAAUUAUGGAAGUUGUUGUAGAGUUAUUAACGGGGCUGGAGAUGAUGAUGCUGAUGUUGCUACAUGAUUUGUUGGAAUUUUUGGGGGAUUCUUUAUUAUGGUUUGUAUAUUAAGAAUUAGGGGAAAACUAAGAGAUUUCGUA